This is a messenger RNA of Uncinocarpus reesii 1704, 3000 nucleotides long. RefSeq lists its product as uncharacterized. The record is from RefSeq and is a predicted model, not a curated record. The transcript has 4 exons. Lineage: Eukaryota; Fungi; Ascomycota; Eurotiomycetes; Onygenales; Onygenaceae. Gene Ontology annotation, biological process: protein secretion. Bases 1 to 3000 code for a protein of 999 amino acids.
AUGUUCGAAGAGGAAAUACAGAAAUCCCGGGGCGCUUCACUCAUUGAAAUUUUGAAUCAAACCAUACCUGACGAAUACUAUCAGAAUGAGACACCAAGGGUUCGCGUGGUGCAACAAACGCUGGAUUUGCUGGGCCGCAUUCACACUGCGUUUGUGUCAGAACCGGCCAUUGGAGAAAGCCCUCUAGGGAAGCAGCAAGAACCGGCUGUGGAAGACGCUAGACGACGACGGGCCCUUCAUGCCUUACUUGAUCUUCUUUCCUUUGAAGGUAUAUAUCCUUCUCUGUCCAAUGGAGUCGGCGUUCCCCUAGAGAAGCGAGUCGUUUCAGUCCUUCCGACUGGUGUCAUCGCAAAGCAGGCGCCGAAUCCAGUAGACUCAGUGACUCAGAAUUUGGGCCUGCUCGACCGCAUUCUAAGUAGCCUAAAUGAAAUUCUCCAGGAUGCCCGCCCAUCAAUCCAACCCAUCAUCCUUGCCAGAAUUUUACCUGACAUAAUUUGCGGGACGGCGGAGUUGGCCUUUAAUUCACAGGGUGCGACCCAUUCUAGAAUUAACUCAUACACAAAAGCAUUUUAUGCUCUUAUCAACGGAUGUACAACCCCGUCGCUGUUACCCGUGCUCUCGUCCCUACUACAAGAAAGUACGGCGACGUGGUUUAAGGCAUGUAUCUCCUCGCAACUUUCCCAAAUCCCGUUGCGUAAAGAUGGAGUGUUUCAAACGAUCUUGUUUCUCGCUUCCCAAUUUGCGCCGGCCUUAGGGCAGAGAACGGAAGGCAUCCGGCUUGAAGGGCCGCCAAUUACUGUCCAGGCUAUAAUGCAAUCCUCGCGGCUCCUGUCAUCCGUACCACAAGGCUUUUCUUCCAAAGUAUACUUCGGCAACAUUGCAUCUAAACUUUUCCCGUUAUUGGAUGGGAAAGACCUGGACAUGAAGAAAACAGCUUCCUACGUAAUAGGCAAUGGGAUUCUCGGAAAACGUGCAUUCGGUGCUCCUGGAAGGAUUGGUUUUACGAUCUUCGCCCAACCGAUAUUUGACGCCCUGAAUGGUAACAUUACAGACCCUGUUUCAGAAUGGCUUAAAACGUUCUCUUCGGACGGUUCUGUCGCUCUGGAUACUCAAACUGAAAGCCUUGAUGGGUCCAUUGUACUUAACGAAAGCAAGCUACUCCUGGCGCUGGAUAGACUGACCUCGUUAGCACUUUUGCAUCCAAAUCCUGGACUACUUAAACGGCUUGUCAGCCCAGUGUUGUUACCCCUAUGGGGACUGCAAUGCUACGCCAGAGAACACCGAAAGCAUUGGUGGGAGCAAAAGAUCAGCACCAUCUUACAAACAUUUUUCAGUGUAUCAGCAAACGUCAAUAGAUUGUUAAAAGUUGCGGAUAAUCUCCUGUGGGAUGGCCCAGAAGCUCGCGUUUAUGGGCCAGGCGAGAACGGCGGUGUGUCAAUUCGGAAGCGUGAGGUCGGCGGACUAGGCGAGGCCAAUAUUCUUACAGUCAUUCAAAAUCUAGAUGGGCGCGUUGGAAUGUACCUAGAACUAUUGGCUGCAGACCCCCGAAAGGAGGAGUUUGCUGGAGACGUCUUCCUCCAUGUAAGCCGACAAUGGCUCCUUGGAGGCCUGCCGAAUGAAAUUACAAGUGAGCCGCAGCUGCACAAGAAGCACGAUGAAUUGCAGCCCGAAAUACGAAAACUUGUCAGCGCAAAAAUCGCAGAAAAGCUCUUGGACCAUUUCAAAGAUUCUUUAUCUCGCCAUCCCACGAAGGUCCUGGAGCUCAUUCAGCAGUUAAUCGAGAGUGAAAAGAACCGCACUCAGAAAUCUGCGAUUUUACCCCAACGAUAUCAGAAUGUCUCUCUAGAGUCACUUGGUAACAUUGUCAAAACCGAAAGCGCCGACAGUAAAGAUGCGCUCUUACCCCAUCUUCCCACAGCCCUCGUUCGGCCCGCCACCACUUCUUCGGUGCUCCUUGAAAUCACGCUUUCCGAUUCGAGUCCGGGCACACCCAGACCUACAGCUGUGUCUCCUGGCAUCUCCGAUCUUGAAAUGCACCGUCAGGCCAUCCAUAAUAUCUCGUCCCCUUUAGCUCCAGUUCAAGCUGAAGGUCUCUCUAUCUUAUCACAACUACUUGAUAAGAUUUCCCCCAUCCUUGAUAUCCCGGCAACCCUCACUCUUCUCCUUUCUAUUUUGACAAACAAUGAUGAAACCGCUUCCACCGACGAGUUUAUCUAUCUCAAUGUUAUUAAGCUCAUCGGCUCGUUAGCAUCCAGGCACCCACGCACGGUGAUAAAAACACUUGCGGAGCGAUACGCUGAUCGAAGCGAAGAAUCGACUCUUGAUCAGCGACUUAAGAUUGGCGAGGCGCUUCUGAGGACGGUCCAAAACCUAGGGAAUGCAUUGGUAGACGAUGCAGGUAAAGUCCUGGGAGACACCAUGAUUGAAGUGGCUAGCAGGAGGGGAAUGAAGCAAAAGGCAAAAGAGAAGCGAGAGCGGGAUCUUUCAAGACAACAACAGGCGGCAAGUGAUACAGAGCUGGCCGGGAUCGCGCCUAGCCUUGCAGACCAAAUAGAUGAAGAUAUCGAUUCGGAAACAGAAGACCCGGCCAAGGAAGCGUAUUCGAGCAAGAUUCUUGAAGCCUGGGCCAGGGGCGUGACCGCAGAUCCUGCGCCAGACGAUUUGCGCGCGCGUGCUUCAGCGAUAUCAUUACUCGCAUCUGCAAUACAAACAAAUCUGGCAGGCUUAGGUUCCUCGCUGGCUGCUUCCUCAGUUGACCUGGCAAUUUCUAUAAUGACCCUCGAACCCGGACCGGAAAGCGCGAUUUUGCGACGGGCAGCUGUGGUACUCUUACUUGACCUACUCAAAGCACUCGAUGAGGCUAGAGAAGCCGGGAAAGAUCUCGGGUUUGGAUUCUCAGCUACGGCUUCGUCACCGGCAACAUCCGGACAGCAAUCUACUUCAACGUACAGCAAAGCAAGGAAACCGACACAAUCGUUCGCGGUCAUUUACGGGCGUUGA